UUCCCUUCCCAAUAACUUCAUUCCGCCAUUUUCAUCAUUCGUGUUCCAGUGCUUUGCCGUUCCACACGCGCUCGUCGUAAUAAAAAGUGAAAGUUAAAAGUGAAAGUUAUACACGUCACCACUAGUAUUAGUUCAUUUGUUUAUUACGGAAAAAUAUGCCGAAACGUAAAAGUAAUAACGAUUGUGAUCGCAUACAACGGAAAAUUAGGAAGUUGGAGAAAAAAUUAGCGCGCAAAAGGCGCCGUCGACGUCAUAGCCGUUCCGAUGAGGAGUUAUCGUCAUCUUCUUCAUCACGUCGAUCGUCGUUAAAUAAACAAGACUACGACUACAUCGGGUUGACUGAUGAUGAGGAUGCGUAUGUAGAUCUACCCGCGCCACAGUCGGAAACCGAUGGAAGGCCACCAGAAUCUGGUGAUGAGAACAAAACUGAAAUGACUUCGUCAAUACCCUCUGCCGUAACAGUUCCAUCGAAUAAUGUCGUUCCAUCGACUUCGACGACUACGGAACCUUCCACGUCAGCCGAACCAGUGGCAGUUGCAGUCGAAGACUCCUCCAACUUAGACAACGAUCUAUUGGACAUACUGGGGAUUGAUCCCACCACUGAUAAGAAAUACGGUAAAGAUUUACACAAAGAUCUUUCCGUUAGAUUACAACAUUGGACCACUGUUGGUCUUGACAAGGACCUUAAAAAGGAGUUAAAAGAUAGAUAUUUAACGCCCGGAAAUUGCAAAUUGAUUGAUCCACCAAUUUUGAAUGCAGAAAUGAAAGCUGCUAUUUCUGACAUCAAUGUUAAACGUGAUAAGGCUAUUGAAGCUAAACAGAAGGUACUUACCUCUGCUAUAGUCUGUCUAGGAGAAGCUAUUACGCUUCUUUUACCAUCUAAAGACAAGGAUACCAAUCUUAUAAAGUUGCUGAUGGACGCAAUUCGAAUAAUUUGUGAAUGCCAACAUAGUGACAGUGCCACGCGAAGAAAUUUUGUUAUGGGUGGUCUUAAAAAAGAAAUCAAAGAGCAGCUGCAAAACACCAAUAUAGACAAGUUUCUUUUUGGCGAAAAUUUAGCCGAAACUUUGAAGUCAGCAAAAACAAUUUGCAAAACUGGUACAGAUUUAAAACCACCUGCACCUAAGAACCCUAUUAAGAAACCAACGACCUCUAAUUCCACUAGGAAUUUAAACUGGCAGAAUCCGGGUCCGAGCCGCAGGCCAACGGGUCCACCAAGGAUGAGGCAGCCUGCAUCGACCUCGACACACAGUCGGCCCAACAGCUCAUCAAAGCCGUCGCAGCAUCAUCAGCAGCGACCGGGCUACAAUCGUCGCUAGACUCGGUAAAAACCGCAGUCGCCGCCGCCCCAUGCACACAACGAUUACCCUGGUGGCAGGAGUCUUGUCCGGGAGGCGAUGAUAAGAAG
Molecule: messenger RNA, 1408 nt
Organism: Ostrinia furnacalis (Asian corn borer)
Lineage: Eukaryota; Metazoa; Arthropoda; Insecta; Lepidoptera; Crambidae
Exons: 3
Coding region: 156-1319 (387 amino acids)
Source: RefSeq, a predicted model, not a curated record